CACUUCCUUUCUGUCAGCGCAGGGGCUGGUUUUGUUCUAUGUGUAGAGUUUCACAUGAUUUAUGGUGUGUUCAGAGAAGAGUUUUCAUUUGGAAGCAGUCAUCCGAGGAAGCAUCAUGUCAUUUGUUAGCACUCUGCGUCAGUGGGACGAGGCUGUUGCUUGUGUGGAGCAGAGAGACACUGACUCUGCUCUCAGGAUAUUCCUCAACAUCGAAGAAAAAACAUCUAAAAUCAACUACAACAUUGGCUGUCUUUAUUUAAACAACGAUGAGUUAGAUGAGGCUGAAAAGGCGUUUGAUAGAAGUAUAGGCAAAGAUGGGCACCUGGCUGUGGCCUUCUUUCAGAGGGGAGUUACUUUCUACAAAAAGGAAAAGUUUGAAGAGUCUCUUCUAGAUUUUCAACAGGCAUUCAAACAGUUAAGAGGAAAUCAACUAAUAGACUAUAAACCCCUGGGGCUGACAUAUAAACUAUAUGCAUGUGAGGUUCUUUAUAACAUGGGAUUGAUACACGCCCAGACGGGAAAAUGGGAGAAAGCUCAAGAGAACCUUCUUACUGCACUGACUCUCAGAGCAGAGGCCAAGUUCAACCAUAUUGACAAUGCUCUGGAAGCCAUACUGAAGCAGAAGAUUUAUCCACUGGUAGAAAUUCGAGCAGGACUGCUGUUCAAACCCAAUAAGCACUAUGUAGCAGAACUAGAGAAAAAGGACUACCUUGGAAAAGCCAAAGUUGUGUCUUCUGUUGUACCUGCUGAUCAGUUUUCUGGGUUUGCCCCACUGCAGCCUCAAGUUGAUGAUGUUCCAUCAACACCAAAGGUGCCAGAAGUACUAAGGGCACUUGAAGGCGAGCCACACACUGUUCUCUACGAGUUUGUUCCUGCGACCAAAGAAGAAUUGGCCGUGUUGCCUGGCAACAUCGUUUUUGUUCUUCAAAAAGGAGCUGAUAACUGGGCAUCUGUUGUUUUCAACGAGAAGCGAGGUCUCGUACCUUAUAAUUUUCUAGAACCCUUGGAUAUAACCAUGACAUCAAAACCAAUGCAGAUUGAACAAAUAAAUGAAAAUGAUGAUAUACCAGCUCCACCCAGAAGAGCACCACCUAGUCGACCAGUGGGCAAAGAAGGCGUGAAGGCUGUGAAAGCAGAGACUAAAAACAGUGAGGAACUCAAAGCGUGCAUUGUGAAAGUGCACUUUCAGUUCACCAUUGCCAUCAGUAUUGCACAUGGUCAACCAUAUGGAUUCAUUCUUCAGAAGAUAAGCUCUAAACUACAGCUGCCUCCAUCAGCAUUAACCUUACAGUAUGCGGAGGAAGAUUCAAAGGAAAAAACUAUUAUUGAGGAUUCAGUAAUGGGGGCUGUAUGGGACAGUGUGAAGGAUGGAAAUCUAACAUUGUGGUGUUCUGUUACUGAGGGAAAAAGCGUGUCUCACGAGAAAGUGGUUGCUCUUUACUCUUAUAAAACUUCCACCCCGGAAGAUCUGGAUUUUAAAGCGGGAAAUGUUAUCACGGUUCUUUCAAAAGUCAAUGACGAGUGGCUUGAGGGUCAAUGCAGUGGAAAGAUUGGCAUAUUCCCAGCAUCAUUUGUUAAAUCCCUUAAUGGGUAACAACAAUGGAAAUCAACAUUCAGCAAUCAAUGCGUAAAGUUAAACGUGUUAUGUUUACAUUUGCCGUAUAUUUGGAAUAAAUUAUCAUUAUUUCAAGGACUAACCAUUAUAUUAAUAUUGACAUUAUUAACCAUUAUCAUAUUCUAUCUCUUUGUAUUCCUGUACUCAGCUAGUAAAGCAUUGACAGCACAAAAGGUCAAGAGUUCAUUUUUCACAGAGCACACAUACUGAUAAAAUGUAUUGUAUAUUAUAAUUGUAAGUCGCUGUGAAUAAAACUGUCUGCCAAAUGUUAAUCUUCUCGGUUAUCAUACUGAUGAUAUCAGAGAUAAAAUAAUGCAACUUGUCUUUAUCAGUAUUUAAAAAGAGUAUACUUCGUAUAAAAAAGCAAGUGUUAUAAUAAAAGAUUUAUUUUCUUGAA
Paramisgurnus dabryanus is the source of this 2012-nucleotide messenger RNA. RefSeq names its product neutrophil cytosolic factor 2 (gene ncf2). Gene Ontology annotation, biological process: superoxide anion generation. The record is from RefSeq and is a predicted model, not a curated record. NCBI's taxonomy places the organism in Eukaryota, Metazoa, Chordata, Actinopteri, Cypriniformes, Cobitidae. Gene Ontology annotation, molecular function: superoxide-generating NADPH oxidase activator activity; protein binding.